Penaeus chinensis is the source of this 6119-nucleotide messenger RNA. RefSeq names its product 2-oxoglutarate dehydrogenase, mitochondrial-like (gene Nc73EF). Gene Ontology annotation, molecular function: oxoglutarate dehydrogenase (succinyl-transferring) activity; thiamine pyrophosphate binding. The record is from RefSeq and is a predicted model, not a curated record. NCBI's taxonomy places the organism in Eukaryota, Metazoa, Arthropoda, Malacostraca, Decapoda, Penaeidae. Gene Ontology annotation, biological process: tricarboxylic acid cycle. The coding region runs from base 95 to 3316 and encodes 1073 amino acids. The transcript has 21 exons. Gene Ontology annotation, cellular component: mitochondrion; oxoglutarate dehydrogenase complex.
CAUGAGAGGUUCGUCGCGAGUCAGUGAUCAGUCUGAGGCAAGACACCGAGGAGAAUAGGAGUGGAGGGCAGAGUAGCCCCAGAGCCUCACCACAAUGAAUCGGGCACGCGUUUUAUCACACUUACUUUCAAGGGCUCCACCAGGGACCCCCCUGGCUGCUGCGAGAACUUUUCUAUAUGGGGGCACUCGAGGAAAGGCCUCGGCCCCACCCCCUCCCACAGCCCUCGCUGCAGAGCCUUUCCUGAAUGGCUCCUCCUCUAACUAUGUGGAAGAAAUGUAUACUGCCUGGCUUCAGGACCCAAAAAGUGUCCACCAAUCGUGGGACACCUUUUUCCGAAAUGCCUCAGCUGGUGCAGCCCCAGGUACAGCCUACACAGCCCCUCCCUCCCUUGCGGAACCCACCCCGCACCAUGUUCCCCUGUCCUCCAUUGCCCCUGCCAUGAGCACCAGCCCCAUGGUUGGAGACGUUCAAAUUUCGGACAAAGUUAUUGACGACCACUUGGCCGUACAAGGCAUCAUCAGGGCAUAUCAGGCUCGUGGGCAUUUGGUAGCAGCGUUGGAUCCACUUGGCAUAGACCGAGAAGCCCUCAAGGACCGCCCCCCCACCACGCUGCCGUCCAGAACUGUAGUCCGCUCCUAUGUUGAUGCAUUUGGCGAAGAAGAUAUGGAACGCUCAUUUAAGUUGCCAAUGUCAACUUAUGUUGGAGGCAAGGAAAGACAGCUGCCACUCAAGGAGAUUAUCCAAAGAUUAGAAAAUGCUUAUUGCCGCUCUAUUGGUGUUGAAUUCAUGUUUAUCAAUUCACUAGAGCAAUGUAAUUGGAUUCGUCAGAAGUUUGAAGCGCCAGGUGUAAUGACAAUGGAUUCUAUGGAGAAACGUCUCCUCCUUGCAAGAUUAACACGCUCACAUGGGUUUGAGGCAUUUUUGGCCCGUAAAUUUUCAUCGGAGAAGCGUUUCGGCUUGGAAGGUUGUGAGAUCUUAAUCCCUGCAAUGAAACAGGUGAUUGACCGUUCCACUUCCCUUGGAGUUGAAAGCUUUGUCAUGGGAAUGCCACACAGAGGCCGCCUCAAUGUACUGGCCAAUGUGUGUAGGAAGCCCCUUGAGCAUAUCUUCACACAGUUUGCAGGGCUCGAGAGUGCUGAUGAGGGUUCAGGUGAUGUAAAAUACCACUUGGGAACUUACCAAGAGCGACUGAAUCGUGUGACCAAUAAAAAUAUCCGUCUUGCCAUUGUUGCCAAUCCAUCCCAUCUGGAAGCAUGUGACCCUGUUGUCCAGGGCAAGACGAGAGCUGAGCAGUUCUACCAUGGAGACUCUGAGGGCAAGAAGGUGCUGUCCAUUCUUCUUCACGGAGAUGCUGCCUUCUCAGGCCAGGGCAUUGUAUAUGAAACUUUCCACUUGUCAGAGCUCCCAGAGUACACCACCCAUGGCACUAUUCAUAUUGUUGUCAACAACCAGAUUGGCUUUACAACUGACCCUCGCAUGUCCCGUUCUUCCCCUUACUGUACUGAUGUGGCUCGUGUCGUCAAUGCGCCCAUCUUCCACGUAAAUGCUGAUGACCCUGAGGCUGUCAUGCAUGUCUGCAAUGUUGCAGCUGACUGGCGCAGCACUUUCCAUAAGGAUGUUGUCAUUGACUUGGUGUGCUACAGACGUAAUGGUCACAAUGAAAUUGACGAGCCUAUGUUCACACAGCCACUCAUGUACACUAGGAUUCGUAAAUUGAAGCCUGUGAUUGAACUUUAUGGAGAUAAGCUCAUCAAUGAGGAGGUUGUAACACCAGAGGAAGUUAAGGAAGUAAAGGACAAAUACGAAAAGAUUCUCGAGACUGCCUUUUCUGUGGCAAAGCAGCAAACUCAGGUGUUCAACAAACAUUGGAUUGACUCCCCUUGGUCUGGCUUCUUUGAGGGCAAGGAUCCCCUAAAGAUCUCUCCCACUGGUGUUCAUGAGGACACUCUGAAGCACAUUGGCAAGAAGUUCUCAAGUGCUCCUCCUAAUGCCAGUGACUUUGUUAUCCAUAGAGGCAUCCAGCGUAUUCUCAACAGCCGCAUGGAUAUGGUUGAAUCUCGCACAGCUGACUGGGCCUUGGGAGAAGCCAUGGCUUUUGGUUCUCUGCUCAAGGAAGGAACCCAUGUUCGUCUCUCAGGCCAGGAUGUGGAAAGAGGAACUUUCUCCCACCGACACCACGUGCUUCACCACCAGAAGGUGGACAAGUCCCAGUACAAUGCACUUGCCAACCUCUACCGUGACCAAGCCCCAUACACAGUCUGCAAUUCCUCAUUGUCGGAAUAUGCCGUCCUUGGCUUUGAGCUUGGCUUCUCGAUGACAAACCCCAAUGCACUGGUUAUCUGGGAGGCUCAGUUUGGUGACUUCAACAACACAGCACAGUGCAUUAUUGACCAGUUCAUGUCAUCAGGCCAGUCCAAAUGGAUCCGACAGUCUGGGUUGGUUCUCCUGCUUCCCCAUGGCAUGGAAGGAAUGGGUCCAGAACACUCCAGUGCUCGCCUUGAGCGCUUCCUACAGAUGACUUCUGAUGACCCUGAUGUUCUCCCACCUUUCUCGGAUGACUUUGCCAUCAGGCAGCUGUCUGACAUCAACUGGAUUGUUGCCAACUGCUCGACACCUGCCAGCUACUUCCACAUUUUGCGACGACAGAUUGCUCUGCCAUUCCGUAAACCCCUGAUCAUCAUGACCCCCAAGUCCCUUCUCCGACUCCCCGAAGCUCGAUCCUCGUUUGAUGAAAUGAUUGAGGGAACAGAAUUCCAGAGAAUGUACCCUGAAGCUGGUCCUGCCUCAAACAACCCAGCCAGUGUCAAGCGACUCAUCUUCUGCUCUGGUCGUGUCUACUAUGACCUUAUUCAAGCUCGCAAGGAGGCUGGAUUAGAGGAAAAGAUUGCUAUUGCACGUGUGGAACAGAUUGCACCAUUCCCAUAUGACUUAGUCAUGAAGGAAUGUGCCAAGUAUGCAGAUGCUGAAUUGGUCUGGUCACAGGAAGAACACAAGAACAUGGGGGCAUGGUCGUAUAUCCAGCCUCGCAUUUCCACUGCUUUGAACCAUGAACGUCACAUUUCUAGAGAGCGUGUCAAGGUUGCGCACGAUUCAGAGGACCAGUCUUGGUACGAGUAUUGGUUCCCUUGGUUCUUCCCAUCAUCGGGCCCACCUGAACCUGAGAGCCCAGCUCCAAGUCAGGUUCAUGUAGCCUCCAAACCUAUACGACCAGUGAGAUAUGCUGGCCGUCCAGUCUCGGCCUCUCCUGCCACCGGCAACAAGAAGACCCACAUUCGUGAGAGCAAGCAGCUCCUGGAGGACUCCUUGGCAUUGUAGAUAUACCCUCGCACAUGCCUCUUUGUGCUGAUGGGGAAGAAAAACAAAUCAACCAAGCCAACCGCAUAUAGCCAAAUUCGGUUGAUGAAGUGCAAGAAGACCACAUUCAAGAUGACUCACAAUGCAAGAUGCUGACUCAUUGCGAUGGAAUGGCUUGAAGAGAAGGGGGGAGGGCAAAGGGAAGAGAGAGAGAGAGCGAGAGAGAGAGAGAGUUAUGAAACUCUGAUAAUUUGAACAUCUCACUGUUCGUAGAAUGCAUUGUGGGGAAUUUUUUUUUUUUUUUUUUUUCUUUUUUUUUCUUUUUUAUUUGUUUUCCCCCUUCAGUUCAUUUGUCUGUUCUGGUUGAGCUGUAUAAUGGGGUCACGUGAAAAGAAAAGCUAAUAGUAUUGAAGGAUGGCAAUUUAUUUUCUGGUGAUUGAUCAAGGUUCCAUUUUUUUUUUUUUUUUUUUAUACCUUUGUUCUUAUUGUUCAUUAAUUAUUUAUUUCUUUUCAUAUAGUUAUAUUUUGGGUUUCCAGUCUUGAAAAAUGUUAUGAUUAUGAAUUAUUGUAAAUAGUAGUGUAAAGUACUACAAGUCUGUCUAUAGAAGGUGGGUCCCAGUUUCUGUGGGAUCAUAUUUAUAUACUUGUACAUUUACUUCUUCAGUAAUAUGAGUUGGCAACACAGCCCCAUAAGAAAAGAAAGUUUUGCUAAUAGAUUUGACAUGUAAGAGGCUGGAAUGAUGCUGGGAAGAUAGGUUAAUAUUUAUGUAAAAAACAAAAUUGAAAAAAAAAGAUUUUUAAAUAACUUAACUGCACACAAAGUACUGCUGAUUAUGACAUUUGUACUAUUGUUAUUUGCUAAAAAAAAAGUAAAAAAGAUGAGAGCAGAUUGCUGUCCUGUAGAUUAAACUUGCUAGAUAAGAGUAAAUGAGGAAUGACAUUAAGCACAAGAGGUUGUGGUAUGUAUUAGCUGCAUUUUUUAUUAUUUAAAUAAUUUAAUUCUAUGUGGUUCAAGCCUGCCUGUAUUUAUAUGUAUGAGAAGGAAUCAUUUAUAUUUGAUAUAAGGAUAUUGGUUUGAAGCAGUUUACACUUAACAUUGGAGUAAAGAAUGCAGCUUAGUGUGAUAAAGAGCUCAGUGUGUUUGUGAGAUCUGAUUAGCAAGUGUGUUAGGUUUCAGUUGUGUUGUAAUGCUCAAUUGGUUAAUGGGACUGUGAGAGGAUCAAGUGUGAGAUCAUUGUUUGAAUUGCUGAUCAUAUCUCUUGCACAAUCAACAAAUUUUAACACUGACUUCUUAAUAUAGAAAUAUUUUUCAGUAGUUUUGAGCUUGUAGGGCUAUCCCAUCCCUUUUAACUUGCUUCCUGUUUUCUGCUUCACUCUCUUCUCCCCUCUUCCUCUCCUGUCUUCUCUUCUAUCCUCUCUCCUCUCUCCUGUCACACUCACUCACAUUCAUUCAAUCUCACUAUCUCUUUUUCCGCCUCUCAAUUGUUGCUCACUAAUACCCCCUUUGUCAUGGUAUAAGGGUUGUCCAAGUCUGAAACACAGUGGAUUUUCCACCAUUGUGAUAUUCAGUAGUGACUCAAAAGCCUACCUAAUGUUGAACUGUCAGUGCUACUUUAGCCUGUGUAUGUGACCAUGCCAUCACACUGAUGGUGCACAGUUAAGUAUUUGAGGUUACACCUAUAUGUUGCUGGAUUACUUAAGUUUACAGAUAGACAUUCUGAAGUUCCUUGUUCACAUCAUUGUAUGGUUGACUCUCCCCCAUGCCAAUGAAGUUUUUGGAGGCCCUUUUUAGAGAUUAUCUCUUAAAGGGCUCUUAUUAAGGUGAAAAUUCCUUUCUAGCAUCUUUUUGGGGAAGGCCCAACAGUAUUGACAAUAGUUAUAGCCACUUGUUAUAACUGAGCUUGAUUCACUUUUGUCAGUAUAGUUCUCUUAUUUAGCAUAGUAUAAUUAAUCUGCAGUUGUGUUAGAAGCAAUGUCUUUCUUUACUGUGUAUUGACCUAGUCCAGCUACCAAAGUAUGAAUUUUAAUAUUGGUUUAUUUGAAGGUGUACAUUUAAACUUAUUAUUACUAUAAUAAUCUUACCAUCAGAGCAGUUCAAGUUUUUAAACAUAUGAAGAAGAAUUCAGCCUCCCAGAUAAUCCAGUUCAUAUAAAGUUUCGGUAUUUUAUGAAAUGCAAAUUAUUUGUAGAUAAUAGCAGAGCCACAUGGGUCCCCCUUGCAUGUACUCUGUUUUGCGUAGUAAUAAUGGCAACACUUAUAGUUCAUUAUGCAAGUAGAUACAUGUCUUAAUCUCUUAAAGAGUAGUGGUGUUCAGAUUUGAUUUACAGGUUUCUUGGUUGAGCAAGUGUGGAAAUGUGAAUAUCCUGCAUUUUGUGGAACUUCGUUUUUAGCUUAACUAUUUUACAACUUGUUAACCACCUUGAAGGAAUCAAUAUGAGUACUUUAGAGCUUAACCCAUGCAAACAACUCCAGAAAAUUUGGAAUUAGCCAUUUUGUCACAUACUAUGUUUGGUGUUGACAUUCAGUUUGAGCACCAAGUGCCUGAUCACAUCCACAAAAAUGUGUAAAAGUCGUAUUGCACCAUUAUAUUUUAUGCUAGUUCUACUUCUAUAGGAUUGGUUGUUACUUGCACUGGAAAAGCCAUCCUGAGAAGCACAUACCAGCCCCCUGUACUAUGCAUAAUACCCAGAAAACAAAUAAUUUUUUCACUGGUACUGAAUUUUUGCUUGGGAAAUCAUCUCAGUGAAGAUUGUAAAUAAUGUUUUUAUUUUACAAGCAGUGCUGUACAAUGGUAAAAUAAGAAAAUAUAUCGUACUACAAUGUU